Molecule: messenger RNA, 2235 nt
Organism: Miscanthus lutarioriparius
Lineage: Eukaryota; Viridiplantae; Streptophyta; Magnoliopsida; Poales; Poaceae
Source: the annotation of a GenBank genome assembly
AUGGCCACGUCUCGCGGCGGCAAACAGCGGCAGCCGCUCCUCCACUCUCCCACGCCCACAGCCGCCAACGGUGGCGGCGCAGCCGGGAGGCGCAGGUUCCUCUCGUUCCUCACCGUCACGGCAGCUCUUGUCGCGUCCUACCACCUCCUCGUGCCAACCAAUUCGUCGCACUACCACGCGCUAUUCCUCACCCUCGGUUCCAACGCCACCGCGGCCGCCCACCUCCGCGCACUCACCGUCCGCCCCCACGUCGCUGGCACCGAGGCCAACGCGGCCGCCACCCGCUACGUGCUCCACGCGUUGUCCUCCCUCUCCUUCCCAGCACAUAUCAGCCCUCAGACCGUCUCUAACAACAAACAUAUACGAGCGUCUAAAUCUAAAAUAGGUAGGAAGAAUCAGUCUCUAACAUAGAGUAUUUAUAUGGAAGACCCAUUUUGAGUCGAUCUAUUUUGAGUUGUUUUAGAGGCACGAUCUAAAUAUGGACAUCAUCUCUCUUGAAAAAACCUAUUUACAAAAAAAGAUUUUCUUUUUUAUUUUGUUGUUGAAAAAAAUAGGUAUCGAAUCUUUCGCCAAAGUACGAACCAGUCUAGGAUUUUGUACCGCUCCCUCUCCCUCGCCGCGGCGCCCGGCCUUGCCGCCAGGCCGUUCUCCUUGGUGCAAGAGACCUACGAAGGCGACCCGUACGCCGAGGCCGCGGCGGAGGUCCUCCCGACGUACUUCGCCUACUCGGGAUCCGGCUCCGUCACCGCCGAGGUCGUCUACGCCAACUACGGCCACAACGAGGAUUAUGCCUACCUCGCCUCCCGCGGGGUCGACGUCGCGGGCAAGGUCGCGCUCGUGCGGUACGGUGACAUCCACUGCGAGGACAUGGUGCGGAACGCGCGCGCCGCUAUCGUGUACACCGAUGCCAAGGACUUCGGCGGGAGCGCGGCGAAGGGGGAGAAGCGCAAGUGGUUCCCCGACGCGCGGUGGCUGCCGCCGACAGGCGUGCAGGUCGGGACCCUGUACUACGGGAACGGCGACCCGACCACGCCGCUGUGGCCGUCGUGCGCGGCUGGGGACGACUGCGAGCGGCUGAGCAUGGAGGAGCUGGACGGAAGCGAGGCGAUGCCGGGCAUCCCGGCGCUGCCGGUGUCGGCCAGGGACGGGGAGACGAUCCUCAAGGCGAUGGGCGGCGACGUGGCUCCGCCGAAGUGGCUCGGCCCCGGCCCGGCCGUGUUGAAUCUCACCUACAUUGCAACCAUCGUGAUGCUUGGACGUUUGGAGCAAUUGAUCCUAACAGUGGAACGGCAGCCAUGCUUGAGAUUAACAGUGUCUCAGAUAGGAUCUACUGAAUGGGCCGAGGAGAACAUGGACACUCUAGCUUCGAGAGCUAUAGCUUACCUGAACGUGGACAUAUCAGUGUUUGGUCCUGGGGGUCUUAGACCCCGUGCAACCCCACAACUUGAUGAAUUGAUCAGGGAAGCAAGUAAAAUGGUACCAGAUCCCGAUGAACCAUCUCAAACCUUGUAUGACACCAUGAUGCGAUAUCAUCCACCGAUCACUAGAGUGGCUGGUGCUGGAACAGAUUUUGCAGCAUUUGUCCAGCAUAUAGGGGUCCCGUCACUCGACAUGUCUUAUGGACUGUUUGAAGAAUACCCUGUUUACCACUCGCUGUACGAUAAUUAUGUUUGGGUGGAGAGGUUUGGAGACCCCUUGUUCCACAGGCAUGUUGCAGUGGCCAGCGUUUGGGGUUUGAUUGCACUGAAACUUGCUGGCGACGAGAUCAUACCCUUCAAUUACGUCUCUUAUGCGUCCGAGCUGGAGGAGUGCACAAAAGAUAUCGUAGAUAAAUAUAAAGGAUUUCCUGUCAGUUUCUCUCCUUUGCAGAAGUCCAUCAAGCAGCUCGAGAGUGCUGCCACCAAAAUUUACAAAGAGAAGAAAUUGCUGCAAGCAGAAAACUGGAGCCUAAAGACAAGGCAGUACACACUGAAAGUCAGGGAGAUGAACGACCGGUUGAUGAUGGCCGAACGAGCGUUCACCAACCGAGAAGGACUCACCGGGAGGCCAUGGUACAAGCAUAUGUUAUAUGCAUCAUCGGAUCAAGACGACUGGGGGACCAAAACCUUCCCUGGUAUCGUCUCGGCCAUGGACAAGGCUAAGAAGUCCAACACAACUGAGACAUGGCGAUCACUGCAGCAUGAGAUUUACAGGGUUGCAAGGGCUGUCCAAGGCUUCUGCAGUCCUGGAUGGUAA